Molecule: messenger RNA, 1729 nt
Organism: Stegostoma tigrinum
Lineage: Eukaryota; Metazoa; Chordata; Chondrichthyes; Orectolobiformes; Stegostomatidae
Gene: flad1
Product: flavin adenine dinucleotide synthetase 1
Exons: 7
Coding region: 24-1640 (538 amino acids)
Biological process (GO): FAD biosynthetic process
Molecular function (GO): FMN adenylyltransferase activity
Source: RefSeq, a predicted model, not a curated record
UGGUGGUGGCGGCGGACCGGAAGAUGGCCCGAAGGCAGUUGCCACAACUGACCAAUGGGCGUGCAGAGAAGCGGAAGCGGCUGUGGGAUUUGAUGUACUGCUCUCGGAGGAUUCUCAGAGCUGCUUUCCGUGUGAAGAGACUGAGCUGCCAGCUGCUGCCCAUGGAUGGUGUGAGUACUGUCACUAACACCAGUGAGGAGCACGCCUGUCCUGUUGUCACCGCUGGGAUCAUCAUCAUCGGUGAUGAGAUCUUAAAGGGUCAGACACAGGAUACCAACUCAUUCUUCAUGUGCCAAACCCUGCGCUCGCUGGGGGUCAAGGUGGAGAAGGUGUCAGUGAUCGGGGACGAGGUAGGCGCCAUCGCAGAGGAGGUGGCCAGCUUCUCCAGGCGCUACCGCCACGUGCUGACAUCUGGGGGGAUCGGGCCGACUCACGACGACGUGACCUUCGAGGGGGUGGCGCGGGCCUUCGGGGAGACCACCCACACCCACCCGGAGCUGGCGUCGCUGCUGAGGGGCUUCUACAGGGGCCGGGAGAACGGAGGCGCCAGCUCCGUGGGGCCCGAGAUGAAGCUGGCCCGGGUGCCCCUCUCCGCCCGGCUGCACUACGGCCAGGAAGGAGCCCGCCUCCCCUACCCGCUGGUCAGCGUCCGCAAUGUCUACGUCUUCCCGGGCAUCCCGGCCCUGCUGCGGAGGGCCCUGGCAGGCCUGGAGCACCUGUUCCGCAACGAGGGGCUGCGCUAUUCGACCCGGGAGCUCUUCGUCGACGCCGAGGAGACAGCCAUCGCCCCGGUGCUGGAUGAGGCCCACCGGCGCUUCGGCCACAAGCUCAGCCUGGGCUCCUACCCCGACUGGACCAGCAACUAUUACCGGGUGAAGCUGACCCUCGACUCGGACAGCAAGGGGCCCCUGGAGGAGGCGAGACUCUUCCUGGCGGAGCGGCUGCCCCCGGGCUCCGUCGUCCCCCUGGUGAAGGACCCUGUUUCGGUCUCGGUGCGUGAUGUUUACGGGCUGGCUCAGUCAGAGUCGCGGCUCGGCCAGAAGGUGGCAGCAGCACUGAAGACGCUGGAGGAUGCCCUGGCCCAGUACAGCCUGUCGGAGAUAUGUGUGGGAUUUAACGGGGGGAAGGACUGCACCGCACUGCUACACCUCUUCCACGCUGCAGUCAGCAGGAUGUAUCCGGACCAGGAGAACCAGCUGCAGGCUCUGUACAUCCGAAUCAUUUCGGCAUUCCCAGAAAUGGAGCAGUUUAUUCAGGACACGUGUAAGAGGUACCAGCUGCAGAUUUACACGGUGUGCGGGAAUAUCAGAGAGGCCCUGACUGACCUGAAGACGCGGCAGCCUGACAUCCAGGCCGUGCUGAUGGGCACGCGCCGAACAGACCCGUACUCUCGGACGCUCAGCCCCAUGUGCGUGACUGACCCUGGGUGGCCUCAGUACAUGCGGGUCAACCCAUUGCUGGUGGGUACCAGGUGGCUGCAGACCCCACCCUGCCCCAGUCCUGGUUACACCUCCCUGGGGAGUAUGGAGAACACGUCGAAGAACCCCACUCUGUGCUACAUUAACCACCUCGGCCUCAGCAGGUACAGACCUGCCUACCUGCUGGAGAAGGAGGAGAAUGAGCGAUCCUCUAGGACAUAGCGGGGGCCUGCCCCCCCCCCCCCGCCACCGAUCCCAGCCAAUCCAUCAGCCCUCCCCCGUCCGUCUGCCUGUCCCCCAUCUCCCCACAG